AUGGGCUUUGUUCCGGAGGAGAUGGCUGCCAGGACGGGGGAGGAUGGCAUUGCGGAAGAGGAUGGGCCACAGCCAUUAGAGCGACCAAAACAACACGAGAUGUCGCCAGAUGAAGACAAGCCGAAGCCGCCCUUGGUGCGAAUCCACUCCGAAUGCUACACGGGAGAAACGGCAUGGUCGGCACGAUGUGACUGCGGCGAGCAGCUGGACGAAGCCGCGCGGCUCAUGUCCCUCCACGGCGGAGGCGUGAUCGUCUACCUGCGGCAAGAAGGACGGGGCAUCGGUCUCUCGGAGAAGCUGAAAGCGUACAAUCUACAAGAUCUGGGCUCGGACACGGUCGAGGCAAACCUGCUGCUACGGCACCCGGCUGACGCCAGGAGCUACGGUCUGGCAACCGCGAUCCUGCUCGACCUGGGCUGUGGAGGCGACCAGGGAAUCCGGCUGUUGACCAAUAACCCGCACAAGGUGCGUGCGGUGGAGGGUCCGAACCGGGAGGUGAUAGUGCGUGAACGGGUUGCGAUGAUACCCUUGGCGUGGAAACAUGGCGGCAAGAGGGGCAUCCAUUCCAGGGAGAUCGAACAGUACCUGAGCACCAAGAUUGGAAAGAUGGGUCAUAUGAUCAGUGAUUGA
Messenger RNA from Endocarpon pusillum Z07020, 630 nucleotides. RefSeq lists its product as uncharacterized. Gene Ontology annotation, biological process: riboflavin biosynthetic process. Lineage: Eukaryota; Fungi; Ascomycota; Eurotiomycetes; Verrucariales; Verrucariaceae. The transcript has a single exon. The record is from RefSeq and is a predicted model, not a curated record. Gene Ontology annotation, molecular function: GTP cyclohydrolase II activity. Bases 1 to 630 code for a protein of 209 amino acids.